AUAAACCCAGUAAUAACAAAAUGUUCUGAAUAUAGUGUAUGAAUGCAUGUAAAUGAAAGGCAAAGUAGCAUUGAGGAGGCUGACUGGCUCUGAUUGGGUCUAUAGCCGAGCUGCACGACCAGCACCAGAUUUCAAGGAGAUGAUAUCCCUCUUGGUUAAUCAUUAAAUCCCAGAAUCCAUUGCCAGUCUUCUGUAAAUAAGAUAAAUGGCCCUAAGGUAGUCACCUCUGUGACGCACCAUUUCAGAGAGAGCGGAGCUUUAAUUAAGACUGGAAGGUGUUAUCUUGCCCAUUCUUGGAUUAAUGAACUUUUCCAGGAUUAAUGUUAUAUUUGAACGGUUAUCAUGCUACAGGUUUAUUUUGUGAGCAUUUGUUUCUGAGGAAAGAGGAAAAGCAACACACAUAGUUGACAAAUUGUUUAAAUGUUUUUUUGGAGAUUCGUUGGGACGCUUUGGAGAUGCGUAUCAUUUCAGGAAUGGAUAUAUGCAUCACAUUGCCAAACGUUAGAAUGGGCUGUUGAUUUUGGAAUGUUUUAACAAUUUAGAUGUUGAGGGCACUUUUUUGUAUUAUUUGACUUGGUGGUUUUAAUUUUGCAUUCCAGUUUUUCUUUUUAAUUUCUCCUUGAACAUGCCAAUGAAAAGAAAUAUAGGGAGUCCAUUGAAGAAUGACACGUUUCAUCAACUACAAGCGUCGCAGACAAAGAGAGCUUGCAAAAACGCAGAUGACCUCCACUCUACAAUUCGUGUUGACCAAGAUAAUCUCGGGAAAAACAUGUUUUUCAAAGCCAGGCUUGAUGAGGAGGAGGAUUCUGGCAUUAAAUCAGAAGCUGAUGAAAGUAAUGGAAGCAUAUCCUCUGAAGAGGACCUGGGCCACCUGGAUUAUUCUAAGACGUUCUCUGUCAAACAAACUGUGCCAAAGAAAAGCAUCAGUCAGAUCAUCAAGGACAAGAAGAAACAGACUCAACUUACUUUACAAUGGCUUGAGGAAAAUUACAUAGUUUGCGAAGGUGUUUGCCUGCCACGGUGCAUCCUCUACGCUCAUUAUCUAGACUUUUGUCGGAAGGAGAAAUUAGAUCCUGCAUGUGCUGCCACUUUUGGGAAGACCAUAAGGCAGAAAUUUCCUCUGCUUACAACACGAAGGCUUGGAACCAGAGGCCAUUCGAAGUAUCAUUAUUAUGGUAUUGGAAUCAAGGAGAGCAGUGCGUAUUAUCACUCUGUGUACUCUGGAAAAGGUUUGACACGAUUCUCUGGAAGCAAGCUAAAAAAUGAGGGAGGAUUCACCAGAAAAUACUCUCUUAGUUCUAAAACAGGAACUCUUUUACCUGAAUUCCCGAGUGCACAGCAUUUAGUGCUUCAGGAGUCUGUUUCAAAAGAUAAGGUCGACACAUUGAUUAUGAUGUAUAAAACCCACUGUCAGUGCAUUCUGGACAAUGCCAUUAAUGUCAACUUUGAGGAGAUCCAGAACUUUCUACUUCACUUCUGGCAAGGAAUGCCUGAACAUCUCCUGCCGCUGCUAGAGAAUCCGGUUAUCGUGGACAUCUUCUGUGUGUGUGACUCUAUACUCUAUAAAGUUUUGACUGAUGUUCUCAUCCCUGCUACUAUGCAGGACAUGCCAGAGAGUCUUUUGGCAGAUAUUCGAAAUUUUGCCAAGCACUGGGAACACUGGAUGGUGUCUUCCUUAGAGAAUCUUCCAGAAAUCCUCUCAGAAAAGAAACUGCCGAUAGCGCGACAAUUUGUGUCCUCCUUAAAGAGACAGACCUCCUUUUUACAUCUAGCACAGAUUGCAAGACCUGCACUUUUUGACCAGAAUGUAGUGACUUCCAUGGUGAAUGAUAUUGAUAAGGUGGAUCUGAACAGUAUUGGUUCUCAAGCACUCCUUUCAGUUACAAAUGACCAAGAUUCAGACUUCUACUCUGAAUAUGACUCAAUUUCAGUGUUUCAAGAGUUGAAAGACCUCCUGAGGAAAAACGCCACAGUAGAGUCUUUCAUUGAAUGGCUGGACUCAGUGGUCGAGCAGAAAGUUAUUAAGCCCAGCAAACAAAAUGGUCGGUCAGUGAAGAAGCGAGCUCAAGAUUUCCUUCUGAAGUGGAGUUUUUUUGGAGCACGAGUGAUGCACAAUCUCACCCUAAACAACGCUACUAGCUUUGGCUCGUUCCAUCUCAUUCGGAUGCUUUUGGAUGAGUACAUCCUGCUAGCCAUUGAAACCCAAUUCAACAACGACAAAGAGCAAGACCUUCAGAAUCUACUGGAGAAAUACAUGAGGAGUGCAGAUGCUAGUAAAGCUACUUUUACCGCCUCCCCAAGUUCCUGUUUCUUGGCCAAUCGGAAUAAAUCCGGUGUGGCGUCCAGUGAUUCAACCGUCAAGGACGAGAACCCACCAGAACAUGAUUUCCUGUCGCUCACAGCUGCACAGCAGGGGCUCGGGACCAGUACCGUUGUGUACCAUAGUGCCGAUCCGGACAACUUUACUAUAUCUGGUCAAAUGGAUUACUCGCAGAACAGCGCCCCCCUGAUGACCCCUCCGAUCUCUCCUGCCAUGAUCAACCGUAGCAGCGUGAUCAACCAGGGCCCGAUGGCUGUGAGGCCGCAGAGCAGCUGCCCCAUCCAGCCCCAAGUGUCCUGCCAGACCUUCUCCGACGGCAUGUACCAGAGUCUGCACAAUUCUAGUUCCGGCUCCUAUCCCAGCUCGUCUUACUACCAGCCUGUGUUCAGAGCUCAGACUCACACUCCAACAUCAGCCUAUCAGGCUCGUGCUGAAAGCGGCCGCUACGCACCCUUCUCUGGACACCAGCUGACCAAAGACUGCUUCAGCAGCAGCUGCACCGUGUCUCCCUACAGCUCGAGGGUUGCAGCGACUGGAUACGCAGCCUCAGGUGACCCUGUGAUGGAUACCGAGGGCAUACAGCUGCUGGACUCCGCAGCGUACAGCUUUGGGGGAAGUGCUGCCAGUGGAGAUGGAUGUUCAGGUCCAGUUUGCAGCUCUGGGCACAAUGGAUAUUACAGCAGCAGCGGGUAUGUGGACGCUCAGAGGAUGGGCACGUUUAUUGAUCAGCAUGUGUCAGUUAUCAGCAGCGUGAGCAGCAUUCGCUCCGUUUCGGCCUAUGCUGAAGUACACGACCCUCUCAACAUCCUGGACGACACGAGCAGGAAGACAACAAGACCCUACUACACUGAUCUCUCCGCAAUGGGCACACACACAGCAGGAUCCAGCAUCGCUCAUUCCUGCUCUGUCUCGACACCCUGCAUGUAUGGAACUCCUGCUCCUUAUCACUCCCAGAAUGCACUGCUGCCUCUCCAGGGGACCACAGAUAUUAGAGAAAUGGUGUCGUCUCUGCCCCCCAUUAACACUGUGUUUAUGGGGUCAACUGGAGGGCCGUCCUGACCGAAACCUUAGCUGUAAUUCAACAUCUCUGCUGUACUCACAGAAGGUGAGACAUGUUUUAGCUCAUCUGUAUAUCUGUCAGUGCAUUUUUCAUUGUUAAUUACAUUGCAAAAAGACUAAUUGAUUUACUGAACUGUUGUUUCUUUGUGCUAACAGUUAGGAUUAUGACAGGUAAUGGCCCAAUUAUAUCUUUUAUUUAAGGUUUUGUAGUAUAAUACAAUUUCAUUAUUGUUCUUGAUUUGGCAUUCUUGUAUAUACUAAUAAAAAAUAUAAUUUUUUUUUUUUUUUUUUUGCUUUAUUUCUGGAGGUCAAACUUUAUUAUUUAAUUAACUACAAGCUAAAUAACAUCUACACUGUGACCAUCUGAUAUCAUUUGUUAAAUGUUUCCACAAAUGUUUCCAUAAUUAAAGAGCCUUUAUUCAGCCUUUGUUUUCAAAUGAUAUCUUUCUUGGAAAAA
Onychostoma macrolepis is the source of this 3836-nucleotide messenger RNA. It is a transcript of the gene rfx6, whose product is annotated as regulatory factor X, 6. Gene Ontology annotation, molecular function: RNA polymerase II cis-regulatory region sequence-specific DNA binding; DNA-binding transcription factor activity, RNA polymerase II-specific. The record is from RefSeq and is a predicted model, not a curated record. The coding region runs from base 626 to 3379 and encodes 917 amino acids. Lineage: Eukaryota; Metazoa; Chordata; Actinopteri; Cypriniformes; Cyprinidae. Gene Ontology annotation, biological process: regulation of transcription by RNA polymerase II. The transcript is spliced from 19 exons.